AUGGCAGACAACUCUGUACCACAGCCUGAAGUGAUGUCGAUCGCAUCACCAAUUAAUCUAAUCCUCCUCUCCCUCUUCGUCCUGUUAGUUUACUGGCACUUCCGGCCCAAGGCACCAGUCGCCCUCCCGCGAGGCCCACCUCCAGUCGUCUUCAAGACCUACACCCCCAAAACGCUGAUCAAAUACAAUGGCUUGAAUGAUCAGCCCGUCUACCUUGCUGUGCGGGGUCGUGUCUUUGAUGUUUCUCCUGGAAGGAACUUCUACGGACCGGGCGGUCCUUACGAGAACUUUGCUGGCCGCGACGCAUCCCGCGGUUUGGCUCACCAGAGCUUCGAUGAGGAGAUGUUGACUAAGGAUUUGUCGGCGCCGUUGGAUAAGCUGGAGGAUUUGGAUGAGGAUCAGCUGGAGAACUUGCAGUCGUGGGAGGAGCGCUUCUUGGAGAAGUACCUCGUUGUUGGAAAGUUGGUUGCUGAGGGUGAUCCUGAGGCUCCUUCGUCGUGA
Penicillium canescens is the source of this 501-nucleotide messenger RNA. RefSeq names its product cytochrome b5-like heme/steroid binding domain-containing protein. Gene Ontology annotation, cellular component: endomembrane system; membrane. The transcript is spliced from 4 exons. The record is from RefSeq and is a predicted model, not a curated record. The coding region runs from base 1 to 501 and encodes 166 amino acids. Lineage: Eukaryota; Fungi; Ascomycota; Eurotiomycetes; Eurotiales; Aspergillaceae.